UUUGCCAGAGGACGGCCCCCUAAAACAGCUCAAUGAGUGGCAAGAGAACUGGACUCCUGGUGUAGGAGCGAGGAGGACGGAGCUUUGGCUGAGGGUUGGUUUGUAGCAUAGAGGGGCACCACGUUUCAAAAACCUGCAAACUGCAAGCGAGCACGGUAGUAAUUGGUCUAUUGUAUAAAUACAGGUACCCGAAGAUUUUUUUCUGCAGCUGCAGCCUGUGAGGUGCAUCGGAUACGGUCGUGUCCGCCUUUUACACUGUCUGACUUUCACCAUGUGGAGCUCGUACGCCUCUGUGGUUCUGCUGCAGCUCAUUGGGACCUCUUUAUGCCAGUUCCCUCGACCGUGUGCCAACUCAGUCGGACUCCGGACCAAAGAGUGUUGCCCGGUGUGGGACGGUGACGGCUCAGCCUGCGGGGCCCUGUCGGGCCGGGGUUUUUGCGCUGAGGUGGAGGUCUCAGAGGAGCCCCACGGGCCCCAGUACCCGCACAGCGGGAUAGAUGACAGAGAGCGCUGGCCUUUAGCUUUCUUCAACCGGACAUGUCGUUGUGCUGGAAACUACGGAGGUUUUAACUGUGGCGAAUGCCGUUUUGGUUACUGGGGCUCAAACUGUGCUGAGUACAGGGAGUCGGUGCGCAGGAACAUCCUGAGCAUGCUGCCCGCUGAGCAACAGAAAUUUGUCUCCUAUUUGAACCUGGCCAAGGACACCGUCAGCCGUGACUAUGUGAUCGCCACGGCAACAAGAGCAGAGAUGGGUGAAAAUGGCGAGAACCCCAUGUUCUCCGACAUCAACACCUAUGACCUGUUUGUCUGGAUGCACUACUACGUGUCCCGGGACGCCUUAUUGGGAGGGCCAGGGAACGUAUGGACAAACAUCGACUUUGCACACGAAUCCGGUGCAUUUCUGCCGUGGCACCGGGUCUACCUGCUUCACUGGGAGAAUGAGAUAAGGAAGCUGACGGGAGAUUUUAACUUCACCAUCCCAUACUGGGACUGGAGGGAUGCAGAGUCUUGUGAGGUGUGCACCGAUGCUCUGAUGGGCGGACGCAGCCCCCUCAAUCCCAACCUCAUCAGCCCUGCUUCAGUCUUCUCCUCAUGGAAGGUGAUCUGCACCCAGCCAGACGAGUACAACAGCCGAGAGGCGUUGUGUAACGCCACCGGGGAGGGUCCACUGUUGCGUAACCCCGGCAACCAUGAUACCAACCGCACGCCGAGACUCCCCACAACAGCAGAUGUGGACUUCACUGUGGGCCUCCCCCAGUACGAGACGGGACCCAUGGACCGAUUUGCCAAUAUGAGCUUUAGAAACGUCAUAGAGGGUUUCGCCAGUCCGACCUCAGGUAUGGCAGUGCAGGGCCAGAGCACCAUGCACAACGCCUUGCAUGUCUUCAUGAACGGCUCCAUGUCCUCCGUGCAGGGUUCAGCCAACGACCCCAUAUUCCUGCUGCACCACGCCUUCAUCGACAGCAUCUUUGAGCGCUGGCUCAGAGCACACCAGCCUGUCCGGACCAACUACCCACAAACCAAUGCUCCCAUUGGCCACAAUGAUGGUCACUACAUGGUGCCCUUCCUGCCUCUCUACAGGAACGGAGACUACUUCCUGACCGACAAGGCUCUAGGGUUCGAGUAUGCCUACCUGCUGGACCCUGGCCAGAGGUUUGUCCAGGAGUUCCUGACACCUUACCUCCAGCAGGCCCAGCAGAUCUGGAAAUGGCUCCUGGGAGCCGGGAUCCUCGGGGUGUUGAUUGCCGCAAUCUUCGCCGCUGUGGUUAUUUCCGCAAGAAGGAAGUGGAAGCGUAACCAGAGGAAGAAGAGGGUGCCGAGCUACGGAGAGAGACAGCCGUUACUGAACAGCAGCUCAGAGGAAGGCUCGUCUUCAUACCAGACUACUCUUUAACGCGUAGAUACACUGCAUGUACCCCCGAAUGAACUGUUAGGGACACUCAGUAUUUUCAUGUGGCCAAUGCAUGAGCUGAAACCUGGUGCAAGUUAAAACGUUUCAUGGAUUUACCAAAAUAAAUCUAUUUAAUUUAUAAAGAUAUAUCACACAGUACAUAUGUUAAUACAAUGCAACACACGUCGGUGUGCAAAUGGAAAUGUCACGAGGUAUAGGCUGCCCUGCAGUUGUCUUGUGAUUAUUUGUACUGUGACUUUGAGUAUGUUUAAUGUCUACUAAAAAAAACUACUCAGGAGUCAAUGACAGCAACAGCAGUGUGGAUAUUCUCUCCUUAGCAACUUUGCUCAAUGACAUGAAAACACAGACCAUCCUGAAACAUCAUUCUAAUCGUUCUGCGUACUAGACCCACACCAUAGGGAAGUGCUAUAACUUACCUGUGGGCAGAGUCGUAGCUCAAUGAAAAUUAAGUAGGAAAGGAAUCAUUUCAGAUGUUCAGGUCUCCAGUACUGUAGCGCUAAUGACAUGCUCGGCCUCGAAACGUCUCAAUAUUUUCCUCUAUUCAGUGACGCUGAGAUUUCCUGCCACUGUUACACUCUAUGAUGAGGUAAAUGGUUGAAGAGUAAGUGUCUAUAAGGCUCUGUGGUGUGUUAGCAGUGGUGCCAAAGGACCACAGUGUGCCAAGAGGACUGUGAUCUCUCACAGGCAAAGACAACGUGGGUGGCAUCAUGGAAGCAAAGUUUUUACAUGCUGCAUUAAAAUCAGACCAAUAAGA
Molecule: messenger RNA, 2666 nt
Organism: Gasterosteus aculeatus aculeatus (three-spined stickleback)
Lineage: Eukaryota; Metazoa; Chordata; Actinopteri; Perciformes; Gasterosteidae
Gene: tyr
Product: tyrosinase
Biological process (GO): melanin biosynthetic process; pigmentation
Molecular function (GO): tyrosinase activity
Source: RefSeq, a predicted model, not a curated record